Molecule: messenger RNA, 1976 nt
Organism: Somion occarium
Lineage: Eukaryota; Fungi; Basidiomycota; Agaricomycetes; Polyporales; Cerrenaceae
Source: the annotation of a GenBank genome assembly
GGGAACGAGAACAACUAGAGCAGACAACGAAUGGCGAACAUAUGAGGUCCGUUGAAAAUUGCGAACCAGGAUGCCAUAUCAAGCAACCGUGUGACAGUCACACUUCUCACCAAGUUCGUCUGCCCAAUUUGGUUUCUUACGAGUGAACAAAGUAAACCAGCUCGCCUGAAACCACUCUUCAUCGACGGUUUCGUGUCGGCUGCUACGUCUUUACAUCUUCUCUGCUUCGUUCCUUCCAGCCACGUUCACUUUUGCUGGCCGAAGAGAGGAUUUUGCCUUCACCUCAUCGUUGUCUGUGUGCUUCAGAAAGUUCUCACCCAACGAAGCAGAUAUAUCAAUUUCGAUCAAUGUCCAGGAUGCCCGAAUCACCGGAUGCCACUGAUUCAGUCGGGGACUCUGGCGAUGAUGGACAACUCACCAUUAGGAUUCCCAAUCCUAAAGUUUACAUGGCUCGUCAAUCCCAAUGGAAGGGUCGGAGAGGGAAGCCAAGGUGUGACCAUUGUCGGCUGAAUAAUCUUAAAUGCGACCGCGUUCUCCCUCAAUGUAAUCAUUGCGCCUGGGCUAAUGGCAGGGAAUGCAAAUAUACCCCUUUACCUACUCCUGCUCACAGGGGCAUUCCACGCUGCGACCGCUGCCGUUUAAAGAAUCUCAAGUGUGAUCGCAACCUGCCAGUCUGCAAUCAUUGUGGCAACGAAAAUGAAGUGGAAUGCAACUACACGCCUAAGAAACGACACAAGGUUCCGUCCGACCACGUGAACACAAGAGAUCGCCCGGUGGCUCCCUACGCGGCCAAGACAGCGUCGUUCUUGGUGUCUGAUAUGCCAGCAGGUCCUUCUGGCGGUCUUGGAUUUAAAGGUCAACUUCGAACAGAACCGCAAAUCCGACAAUAUGUUCCAGCUCGCACCCCGCCACUAGAUGGCGAUGGAAUGGAAGUUGAUUCUGAAGUAUACCACCAGUCUGGAGACGGCAACUUUACAUGGGGCAUGAUAGUAACGACACCCCAUAUCGAUCCAUGGACACAUGGAUCGUUUGCUCCCUUACCUGAUGUUGUUAUACAGGCCCUUCGCACUGUGAAUGCCAUCGAGAUGCCUAGUCGUCACGCGUUUGACGAAGCUCUGGGUAGGUUUGUCAGCGGUCUUGCGCAAGAACUGCGAGAAACCGCUACGUUCCCUGUUGACUCUUAUGCAUCAAUUUCACGGGCUGUAUCAGAAGGAACGGUGGCGGAGCUGCAGCCUCGUCUUCGUAUGUGGGCUACAUGUCACCAUGCGAGGGCGGGCUCACGGAAGAACCAUCUUAUCCUUUUGCCCCGCGAUGCCUUCUACAACAUGAACCCUGCAGACGAAGAGAAGCUUAGAGCUCAGUACAUUGUUCAGACCGAUGGCGAAGGUGGCGGACAACAUAAUGGACAACUUCAAGAUGGCACAAGCAACUCACUAGAGUCUGUUGCCGUAUUCGAGAGGGUUCCUGUUCAACCACAGAUAUAUGAUGUCCUAGUGUUCACACACAGGAAUCAUGGUUCAACAUCAACAAUGUUGUUUGAGGCCCGACGGAUAGGCAUUGUAAGAGUGUUGCUGGUGUUUUUUCCGCAUCGUUUACUCAUUGUGACAUAGGCCACAAUCACAUGGCCAAUGGUUGAGCUAUUCAUUCGUCUGUGUCCUCUAUGCAAGAUGCGCGCCAAGGGCGCAAAUACCAAUGCUCACCGGCCCAUGGUGGACGAGGAGGCUUUGAAGGCGCAAGCCGCUCAUGCGUCCCAGCGAUGAUUACGCUGGUUCCUCGUUCUUUUCUUUUGGUUAAUACUGAUUCUGGCCGAUGGGCUUGCUUGGAAUGUACUUAGUAAUCCACACGCUUUGGUGUAUAACUAUAUUUUUAUUGGCAACAGAAAGCCUUUUGAAUGGCGCGGGAAUCUCUCAUGAUUACAAGUAUACACGAUCUUACUGGAAGCAAAUCAGUACGGUUGACUCUGGCCAUUGAGAAUU